AUGCCGCUCAAGUACACCCCAAAGCUGUGCACAGUCCCAAAAAUCGAGCAGAUAACCACGCCGAACAAAAACAUACAGAGCUUCUUCAUGAGAAGCGAUGCUUCGUACUGUGUCGGCGAGAAGUAUAGGAUGGCAAACUACAGGACUGAUGAGCAGAUUGUCCACAUUGUAGUGUGGAACAACAGGCUUAUUGUGGAGACCGAGUCGAUUGAUCUGGACGACUUCUUCUAUCUGGCAAGCAUGAACACAAAAAGGUUUGGAAGUCUUGAGGAGUGCGUGGGAUGGCUGGGAAACCAGGUUUCGGGAGUCCUUGAGAGGCUAGAGAUAAGGCCCAGGAACUCGUUUGUCUCUCUUAUAUUCCAUGACCUUCUGAACAGGACAGAGAUAUUGGCAAUAUGCAAUCUCUUCAUCAAUAUCCUGUCAUUCAAGGGGAUCCUGAUCACGCCGCGAAGCCUAUCACAAGCGAUUGGAACUCUUUCGCCGAGCUGUAUUGUUGUGAGCCUUUACGAGCACCACACCACAGUAUGCCUUGUGGAGGACUUCUGGAUGCUUGACGGAAUCUGCGUUUCCAGAGAAAGCAACGAGGGAUUUGGCCUUGUUGAUUCCGUGGAUUUUGUGGACGAGUUCAGCAGGAUCAAGGUGUUUGAAGAAAAAAACAUCUUUUCCUGCAGCAGGUGCGACUACAAGGAUGACGCUGAGGAGAAGAUGGAGGCGCACUUCCUGUCUUCGCAUGGGAAGGAGGAAUGCCAUCCGGACGUAGAUCCGGGCGAGCACUUCAAGAUGCAUAUAAGGAUGUACGAGGAAGAGGAGGGGGACAUCCACGAGCUAAUAGCCAAGAGAGCGAACUAUGUCCUCAGCAAGGAGAAGAUGAAGAAGAUAGCAAGUAGGGUGAUUGUGUUCAAGUAUAGCGGAGUGGGGUUGUCUGAGGAAUGCCUGAAGAAGGCGUUUGAAGAGUAUGGCGUUGAUCCAGAGGUUUCCAUGUAUGAAGAGCCUGUUGAGAAUAUGAUUAUGGGUGUGAUGAGGGUGUUUUCUGGGCUUGACUGCAUUAAGGAGCUGUGGAUGACAGACAAAGAGUGGAGCAGUGCAGGUCUUCGUGUACUGAAGGAGAAGGUGCUCUUUAUUAUCUGA
This is a messenger RNA of Encephalitozoon cuniculi GB-M1, 1128 nucleotides long. RefSeq lists its product as uncharacterized. Bases 1 to 1128 code for a protein of 375 amino acids. The transcript has a single exon. The record is from RefSeq and is marked provisional. Lineage: Eukaryota; Fungi; Microsporidia; Unikaryonidae.